AUGCAUCAAAAUGAAUUUAACAGCGUGGAGGCGGAACUCCGCGAGAUCGAGGAGGAGUUUGCGUCAGGGCACAUGAACGCCUUCGGCACGGCCACCACAAAAGAGAACUUCGUCCGCGAGCUCCGCAGAAUUUCGGACAUCGAGACCCAAGUCUUUUACAAGACCUGCGGGUUGCUGAGCGCGAGCACCUCGGAGGACCACCUCAUGCGGGCGAUGGUGUUUGCCGGCGCGGAUCAGUCCUGCGGCGGCAGCGGCAACAACAACAGCGAAGAGGGCAGCAGCACCGCGGCAACCGCGCACUCCCACGGGCGGGAGAGCAGCGGCGCCGCCAAGCCAGUGAAGGACGGCGUUGCAACCCCGCCACAGCUGGGUGCUAGCUUUUCGCCGGGUACACCGUUGGAGCAGAGGGGCAAAGAAGCGGGGGGGCCAAUGGAGGCCGUCUUUAGCGAUGCGGCGCCGGCGCCGGCGCCGCCGCCAUGGAGCAAUGACGCGGGGUUCACCGACAGACCGUUUCAGGACGUCUCACGCCACUUCAAGCUCUUGGAGGGGGAGUUCACCGCCAUUGGUGAGCACCUGCGGCAGAUUUCAAAGCAUGUGAUGCAGCUCAACGAGAUUGCGGAGCGGGUGCGGAACACGGGCGGCACCCAUGGCUCAUGA
Messenger RNA from Trypanosoma conorhini, 657 nucleotides. RefSeq lists its product as uncharacterized. Lineage: Eukaryota; Euglenozoa; Kinetoplastea; Trypanosomatida; Trypanosomatidae. Bases 1 to 657 code for a protein of 218 amino acids. The transcript has a single exon. The record is from RefSeq and is a predicted model, not a curated record.